AUGGCAAGCCCGAAGUGCCCCGAAUGCCUGGAGCAGGAGUACCCCCAUGCACCACCCGGAGAGGAGGGUGACGGCAAUGCUGAUGAGGAGGAAACCAAGGAGAGCAACCACAGCAGUCCAGGGGAUGGCCCAAGGGAGGAUGUGCCUGGGGACCCGCUAUGCCAGGAAGGUGAGGUCUUCUACAAAACCUUCACACUCAUCAACGCUAACAGUGUGGCUAGGAAGCUGAAGCUGCUGGUGAGCCUUCAUGCCCUGGGUGGCGAGCCCAGCCACGGGGAACCCCUGUGUCAGCAGCACCCAUCCUGGAUGGACGGUGGGGCCACCGGGCCCUGUGGCGCUGAGGACACUGCAGUGACCCUGGGGAGCAACUCUGGGGAGGAGUCCGGUGACAGCCGCUCCAGCCAUGUCACUCGUGGAGCCAAGCCCCACGCCUGCGAGUUCUGCGGCAAAGCCUACUCUCACCAGGGCACGCUGCAGCAGCACCGCCGCCUGCACGCGGGUGAGCGGCCCUACGAGUGCCCCUUCUGCGCCAAAACCUACACCUGGUCCUCGGACGACCGCAAGCACAUUGCACCCACACGGCACCAGUGCAACACGCACCUCAACAACAAGCCCUUCCCCUGCCCCGACUGCGGGCACACCUUCAACGAGCCCCUCUCCCUGCUCCGCCAUCAGCGGGGACACUUCGGGGCCACGCCGUUCCCCUGCCCUGUUACUUAUUUCUGA
Fulmarus glacialis (Northern fulmar) is the source of this 726-nucleotide messenger RNA. Its product is annotated as zinc finger protein GLI4-like. The record is from RefSeq and is a predicted model, not a curated record. Gene Ontology annotation, molecular function: DNA-binding transcription factor activity, RNA polymerase II-specific; RNA polymerase II cis-regulatory region sequence-specific DNA binding. The transcript has 3 exons. Bases 1 to 726 code for a protein of 241 amino acids. Gene Ontology annotation, biological process: regulation of transcription by RNA polymerase II. NCBI's taxonomy places the organism in Eukaryota, Metazoa, Chordata, Aves, Procellariiformes, Procellariidae.